Molecule: messenger RNA, 630 nt
Organism: Diaporthe citri
Lineage: Eukaryota; Fungi; Ascomycota; Sordariomycetes; Diaporthales; Diaporthaceae
Exons: 4
Coding region: 1-630 (209 amino acids)
Biological process (GO): intracellular protein transport; endoplasmic reticulum to Golgi vesicle-mediated transport
Cellular component (GO): endoplasmic reticulum membrane; endoplasmic reticulum
Source: RefSeq, a predicted model, not a curated record
AUGACGCUCUACUACACCCUGGUGUUCAUGCUCCUUAUGGCGGAGAUGGCGCUAUUUAUGUUCCUCAUCGUUCCGAUGCCAUUCUCCCUCAAGAGACGGGUGUUCACCUUCAUCUCCGAGAAUCCCAUAGUCGCGAAGUUACAAUACGGGCUGAAAAUCACCUUCAUCUUCAUCCUGAUCCUCUUCAUCGACAGCGUUAACCGUGUGUACCGCGUCCAAGUUGAGCUCUCCUCCGUUACCGAGGGCGGAAACAAUGCACAAGCCAUCAUGGGCCACGAGCGUCUCGAGGUGCAAGCCAGGAAGUUCUACUCGCAGCGCAACAUGUACCUGUGCGGCUUCACGCUGUUCCUGUCGCUGAUCCUGAACCGCACGUACAUCAUGAUCCUGGAGGUGCUGCGGCUCGAGGAGAAGCUGAAGCAGUACGAGGGCACCGACAAGAACGCCAAGCAGUCCGAGAAGCUGUCGCAGGCCGGAGGGGCCGGCGAGAUCGCGGGCCUCAAGCGUCAGCUCGCCAAGAAGGACCAGGACAUCGAGACCCUCAAGAAGCAGGCCGAGGGCCUCCACCGCGAAUACAACGAGCUGGCCGAGAAGGUCGGCAACUCGGACGCCUUGCCCAAGAAGGACAAAUAG